Molecule: messenger RNA, 1260 nt
Organism: Trichosporon asahii var. asahii CBS 2479
Lineage: Eukaryota; Fungi; Basidiomycota; Tremellomycetes; Trichosporonales; Trichosporonaceae
Exons: 3
Coding region: 1-1260 (419 amino acids)
Biological process (GO): phosphatidylinositol dephosphorylation
Molecular function (GO): phosphatidylinositol-4,5-bisphosphate 5-phosphatase activity
Source: RefSeq, a predicted model, not a curated record
AUGUCGGAGCUCACGGUGUUCUGUACGACGUACAACACGGGACUGCAGGGCUCGCUCGCCCAGGAGCAGGACCUCGCCUCCUGGCUCAUUCCCGUUCUCCACGAGACGACUCAGGAGAACUACAACCAGCUCCCUGACAUCUACGCGAUCGGCGUCGAGGAGCUCCUCCCCCUUCACCUUGCUUGUGAGCUGCCGAUCCUCUUCCGACAGCUAACAUCAGUCGCCGGACUGAGCUUCGGCGUCCUCGUCGCCCUCACCGACCGCAUCGAGUCCAUCCUCUCGGCUCAUGCCACAAGCAUCUCGCCCGGCCGUGAGCCGGAGCGCUUCCGCCUCGUUUCGCGCACCAGCAGGGUUGGUGUCGCUCUCUGGGUCUUUGCUCGCGAGAAGACUACCCAGGGACGACUCGGAAAGGCCGUCACGUCCUCUGUUGGCCUGUGGCGUCUCGGCCUGGGCAACAAGAGCGCUCUGCGCAAUGAGCAGUACAACACGAUCCUUUCCUCCCUCAUAUUCUAUCCAGGUGAUGCGCUGGCGCAUCCCGUCCAGCCCUUCCAGACUUCGCACCUCUUCAUCAUGGGCGAUCUCAACUACCGCCUCACCAAGCUGCCGAAGGCUGGCGUCUACCCCACCGAGAACGGGGCGACGAAGGACCUCAUCGCCCUCGAGAGGGAGCGCGAGGCCCUCGUCUCGCUCGACACGCUGAAGCACGAGCAGAACCUCGGCAACGUCUUUGGCGGUAUGCGCGAGGGCGACCUCACGCGCUUCGCGCCAACGUACAAGCGUGUGGUGGGUCAAGUUGAAGGGUACAGCAAGAAGAGGAUACCUGGCUGGACGGACCGCAUCCUGUUUGCGUCGCACACGGAUCCGGCUGAGCUGUACAGCCCGAACGCCCCCGAGACGCCCAGCAGCACAACGCAGAUCACGCAGUUCAACUCGGCCCCGGAGCUGACCAUCUCGGACCACAAGCCGGUGUACAUGGUCGUCACUCUUCCUCCGGUACGCCACAACGCGGCGUCGCCAAGCCUUGCUCCCGUCCUGCCCCCUCCGCCGCCGCCCAGCCGACCCCGCCCCGCCGCGCGACCUCGCGAGGAGCUCAUCUUCUGGGACAUUGUUGGCAGUGUGCUGGACCGCCUCAUCGGAUGGCCAUGGACGCUCCUUGUUCUGCUCGGCUUUGGCAAUGAGAAGGCCGGCAUGGGUGUUAGUGCCUUCCUGACGCUGAUCUGGGGUGUGUGGUGGAGCGGUGUCUUCUCCGGCUCCGCUUGA